GCGUCGUCUGUUGGUGUCGGUGCAACAUUAUCACACAAGUUUCCGGACGGUACUCUCAAGGUGGUACAGCAUGCCUCCAGAGCACUCACAGCAGCAGAGAAAAACUAUAGUCAGCCCGAUCGUGAAGGACUUGCAAUAAUUUUUGCAGUGACUAAAUUUCACAAAAUGUUGUUUGGUCGUCGCUUUCAUCUUCAGACUGAUCACGAGCCGCUGCUGAGGAUUUUCGGUUCGAAGAAAGGAAUUCCUGUUUACACAUCGAACCGGUUACAACGUUGGGCUCUUACGCUAUUGCUUUAUGAGUUCACCAUCGAGUACGUCCCGACAGCGAAAUUCGGCAAUGCUGACAUACUUUCCCGUCUGAUCAACCAGCACGUCAGACCUGAGGAAGAUUACGUGAUUGCUUCGGUCUCUUUGGAGAAUGACUUAAGGUCAGUUACACAAGAUACACUAACCGUUCUCCCUCUGAGUUUUAGAAUCGUACAACAGUCUACAUAGUCCGAUCCUAUCACCAAAGCAGUUUAUCGAUACCUGAUUGACGGUUGGCCUGAGACCGUUACUGAUGCAGAGCUCAAGCGGUUUUAUGCACGACGUGAGUCACUUACCACGGUACAAGGCUGCAUACUAUUUGGCGAUCGACUUGUUAUUCCUUCGCCCCAUCGCAAGCGCAGUCUUCAGCAGCUUCAUCGUGGCCACCCUGGAAUCCAGCGAAUGAAGGCGAUUGCCAGGUCUUAUGUUUAUUGGCCAACUCUCGAUAACGACAUUGUUGAUUAUGUUAAAUCCUGCCAUCAAUGUGCGAUGGCUGCGAAAACACCACCGAAGUCAGCGCCUUUGUCUUGGCCUAAAUCAACAAAACCGUGGCAGCGUGUACAUCUUGACUAUGCUGGACCGAUCGACGGGGAAUACUACUUGGUCGUCGUGGAUUCUUUUUCGAAGUGGCCUGAGAUUGUGCAGACUCGCAGCAUCACUACAGCCGCUACAAUCAAAAUCAUCAGAGAACUGUUCGCACGCUUGGGAAUGCCAGAGACACUAGUGAGCGACAACGGCUCACAGUUUACCAGUGCAGAAUUUCAAUCCUACUGUACGGGUAAUGGUAUCGACCAUCUCACAACUGCGCCGUUUCACCCACAAUCGAACGGUCAAGCUGAGCGGUUUGUGGAUACAUUCAAACGGUCAAUAAAGAAGAUUAAGGAGGGGAGAGCGACAAUGCGUGAAGCACUCAGUACAUUUUUGCUGACUUAUCGGAGCACACCUUGUUUUUCUUCUCCGGAUGGAAAAUCACCAGCAGAAGUCAUGUUCGGUCGUCCGAUCCGUACCAGUUUGGAGCUACUCCGUCCUCCACCAGAUUCUGUGCAGUUUGAACAGCCCAGCGAGAGCCGACCCUUGAAGCGUGAGUUUAAAGCUAAAGAUCCGGUAUACGCAAAAGUCUUCGUUAAAAAUCAAUGGCACUGGGCUCCAGGAACAGUACUGGAACGUAUAGGUCGUGCAAUGUACAACGUUCAGCUCGACAAUAGAAGGCUUGUUCGCUCCCAUGUUAACCAGCUUCGAGAUCGCGCUAUAUCAGAGGAUCUCAACGUAUCGACAUCGACAGAUAGUACGAAACUUCCACUCAACAUUCUACUUGAUGCUUGGAAUCUUCUGGUUCGUCGUACAACGGAUCCAUUAGCACACUCAACACCAGUAGCACCUCUUACAAGCUGCUCUAGUUUGAGACCAUCGUCAACACCAAAUACUCUGGUGAGAAGGCCUACCUUAUCAUCGGAGUCAUCGUCACAGUUAUCAGUAUCGUCUUCUUCAUCUUCAACAUCGCCAAGUUCGACAUCAGAAUUUCAAUCUGCAAAUGAAGCCGAUUCAGCUGUUCAGGUACCUCGCCUCUCUUCGCGUGUCCGAAGAGCUCCGCAAUGGUUCGACCCCUAUCAGCUGUAUUAGGAGGGGAGAUGUUGGAGACGUGGACAUCCCUACAACUCAACAGGAAUUGCUGGGCUCACUGGUGGCAGCCCGCCUGUCACUCAGUUGAUGCACCGAACAGCGUCCAGUCAGUCAUCAGUCAGUCAUCAGUCAGUCCGUUGAGCACAUGCUCUUUUAUUUUAACCUUUCGUUAUUAAAAGUAUUUUAUGUAGUCUGUACGCGAGUGUCUUUUUAUUUGAUCAACAAGACUCCUGACCUGCCCGCGCACAGGGCUACAACAUAAAUGUAUUGUUCACACUGUAUUUUUAUCGCUGUCAGUCUUAAGAAAAUUGUUGCCGAUAGAUUGAAAUCUGCGUGUGUCACAGCAAAUACGCGCGAGGAAUGCAUGGCUGUUUAAAACAAAAGAAGUUCAGCGUGGUCACCGAGAUUGCGGGAGACUAUUCUAGAGGCUCAAUACUAACAAUUAAGCGGAUAAAAAAGAAGUCGAUUUUUUGCCCACUACACCAGACGCCCCCUUAAGAUGAAUGAGAUGUACACUAAAGCAGAGAUGAUGCUUAUA
Messenger RNA from Topomyia yanbarensis, 2464 nucleotides. RefSeq lists its product as uncharacterized. The coding region runs from base 709 to 1926 and encodes 405 amino acids. Gene Ontology annotation, molecular function: nucleic acid binding. Gene Ontology annotation, biological process: DNA integration. The record is from RefSeq and is a predicted model, not a curated record. NCBI's taxonomy places the organism in Eukaryota, Metazoa, Arthropoda, Insecta, Diptera, Culicidae. The transcript has a single exon.